GUGUGUGUGUGUGUGUGUGUGUGUGCGUGUGUGUGUGUGUGUGUGUGUGUGUGUGUGUGUGUGUGUGUGUGUGUGUGUGUGUGUGUGCCUCGGACUCCCACUCAGUGAUGUAAAACGUGAAGGUGGAUUUUGGCGCGUGCAGGAGCAGGUGAAAGGAAAGGGCUUAUUCGUGAUGGUGCUCUGUAUGGACAAGAAGCUGUGCCAUGACAGAGGGCAACGCGGGUAAAAGAGACAUGCGACACCCAGCCCCGCAGCACUGCCACCUCAUCCUGGGUGGGGCCUUGGUGCUUCUCCUGGUCAGCACAGCCCUGAGCUGCCCCGCCCGAUGUGAGUGCUCCGCCCAAAGCAAGUCGGUUAGUUGCCACCGCAAGCGCCUGCCCACUAUCCCCGAAGGCAUCCCCAUUGAAACGCGCGUCCUGGACCUCAGCAAGAACAAACUACGCAUCGUCACUCCAGAUAACUUCUCUUCAUUCCAGCAGCUGGAGGACCUGGAUCUCAGUGACAACCUCAUCAGUGUGGUAGAGCCUGGCUCAUUUCGCUCUCAGCUUGCUCUACGUUCGCUAAGCUUCCGCAGUAACGUGCUUCAGCUGGUUCCUGCUGGUGUUCUAUCCGGCCUGACCAACCUCACCCGCCUUGACCUCAGCCACAACCGACUGGUGGUUCUCCUGGAUCAUGCCUUCCAAGAUCUGCGCAGGUUGACAUCCCUGGAGGUGGGUGAUAAUGAGCUAGUUUUCAUCUCUCAGCGGGCUUUUACAGGAUUACUUGGACUCCAAAUUCUGAUCCUGGAACGUUCCAACCUGACCGUGGUCCCUACUGAUGCCCUAGCACAUCUGCACAGCCUGGUCGAACUGCGCAUGCGCUACCUGAGCAUUAGUUUUUUAAAGCCUUUCUCCUUUAAGAGGUUGUCUCAUCUCCGCAGACUAGAGAUUGAUUACUGGCCCUGGCUGGACUCGCUACCCCCCCUCUCACUGCAUGGACUCAACCUCACAAUGUUGUUCAUAACCAACACAAACCUGUCUGCCUUCCCCGGCGCAGCGCUGCGUAACCUGCCCUACCUCACACAUCUCAACUUGUCUAACUGUCGCAUCCAGCACAUCCAUCAGGGAGAGCUGGGCCAACUCCCACAUCUGCUGGAGCUCCGCCUCCAAGGGGCUCAGCUGCUUUCUAUUGAGCCGUUUGCUUUUGUGGGCCUCAAAUCGUUGCAACUAUUGGAUGUGUCACAGAACCGCCUGGACUCUCUGGAGAGGGGAGUGUUUGCCUCACCAGAGAGCCUCCAGAGGCUUUGUCUGGGAGGAAACCCAUUAGUGUGCGACUGCAGAUUGCUUUGGCUGCUCAAUAGCCACAAGCCCCCCUCUCUGCAGAUUCUGGAUGUCCAGCCUGAAUGCACCGCCCCCGAGCACCUCCUUGGGAAAAACCUGCGUGACCUCAAGGAGCCUCUGGUGUCCAGGUACAUGACCUGCACUAAACCACGGAUUGGGCCCAACACGACCCAGUUGCUGAUGGCUGAUGAGGGUCAGCCUGCCCGCCUCAGCUGCAUGGCAGAGGGAGCGCCGCAGCCCUCUGUGGUCUGGAUUACACCUCACAGACGCUAUGUCACAGCCAAGAGCAUUGGUAGGGUGGAAGUCCAACCAGAUGGUACCCUGGAGAUCAAGGCAGCAGAGCUGCAUGACAGCGGGGUGUACUUGUGUAUUGCCAGUAACCCUGCUGGCAAUGCUAGUCUGUCAGCCUCUUUAGCUGUGAGGAGCCUGAGUAUUGGGGACAGAUCUCCCUACAGCAACAGGAGCUCAAACUAUUUGACAGACUCUAACAGCACAUGGGGGAAUGGGACAGUACUGUAUAACAUGACAGUCCCUAUAGACAUUAAGACUAUCAUUAUAUCUACAGCCAUGGGCUGCCUGUCCUUCCUAGGUGUUGUUGUGUUCUGCUUCCUGCUUCUGUUCGCCUGGAGCCGGGGGAAAGGACGCCAUAAGAGCAACUUUGAUAUUGAAUAUGUCCCUCGCAAAUCCAACGGGGCAGCAGCUGAGGUGACAGAAACAAGCGGCCCGAGACGGGUCAACAUGAAAAUGAUUUGAUCAUACGAUAACAACACAGUACACACAUAUCAGUUAAAAAAAUGUUUUUUCUAUAACACAGUGGAUUUGUGACAAACGACAUUGAUGUACUAUUAUAGUGGGUGUCAAUAUGACGGUGAUCUAGUGAAAAAGUGGACAUGUGAAUAUACAAAGUGAUACAUGAAACUGUGGACGUGUUUAUAUGAAAUAAUGUUCUCAUAAAGUACAUUGAAUAUACUAGUAUAACCAACAUAUCAAUAUGGGAGUGAUAUAGUGCUGCACUAGGCAUGUGUUUCAGUGGUGAUGUGAUGAGUAAUGAUGUUGUCGACUCACCGUGACAUCAAGGUGAAGGAAGGAGCCGCUGGGAGUGACAGGGGACAUCUUCGCGUGGCAGUAGAACUAUCAUCGCUGCAACAUGUCAGAACUAAAUUGUCUAAAACCCAUUUUAGCUGCAGUGUGAAAGGGGUGCGUGUUGUGUUCAUGUGUGCGCGCAUGUGUGUAUGCGUGAGUGCAUCGGUGUGCGCAUGUUGCAUUCGUGUGUUUCUUUGUGCAUGUGCACGCAUUGCCUUUCUUGUUGGACAGAACAAUGAAAAUGAAUGAAAGGGUCCAAAGCAUUUUUCCAGGCCUUUGUUCUUGUUGGGUCAUUGUAACAACAGUAUUGUCAAUGUUGAGUAAAACAAAGGAUUAUCUAUGUUUGUAUGCAAACUCACAAUGAUCAUAUUCAAGAGAAAUGCUGCAUAAAUUUUGAAAUAGGUCACUGUCCCCUCUGGAACGACUCCAACAGGGAUUUUUUUAAACUCAAGGAAAUGUUAGUGUGAAACCCAAGCUUUGUCUUUACUAUAGAGCUCACUUUGCACUGGACACGUUUCCUGAGAAAUAGCAGUAGUCAGUGGUGUUAUUACUCUGGAAAGGCUUCCAGCUAUAGAAAUGGCAUGUUAAACCCACUGUAUACAUCAUAAUAAAUCAUGGGCAGAUUUUCCUGCCACACAAAUCCCUUGAUAUAAUAUAAAAGAGACUGUGACCAGACACAAUGGCAAAGAUUUACCGUCUGGUGCCCUCUUUGGGACAAGACAAAGUUGAUCUUCACAGAUUUAUAGGUUGAAUUUCCCAAUUCCCCACCUCUUGCAUUUUUCUUUGAUCGCGCCACUCCAAGCUAGCGUGACGGGAUUCUUUCCUGGGGCACCAAGGGGUUCUGGGUAUUUAUUAGAUGGCAAUUUGAAAGUUGUAGUGGAAUCUUGUAUUGUUUAGUUUUUUCUUCUUUUUUUUGAAAAUGUUUUCAAUGUUUAUGGGGAAAAAAUUAAAUUAAGGGUUAAUUAUUUGUAUUGCAGGGACGUGGGUGUUAAACUUGUGAUCUUGUUGUGAUAAAAUGUCCAAGGUUGUAUAA
Messenger RNA from Paralichthys olivaceus (Japanese flounder), 3435 nucleotides. It is a transcript of the gene lingo2b, whose product is annotated as leucine rich repeat and Ig domain containing 2b. The record is from RefSeq and is a predicted model, not a curated record. NCBI's taxonomy places the organism in Eukaryota, Metazoa, Chordata, Actinopteri, Pleuronectiformes, Paralichthyidae. Gene Ontology annotation, molecular function: protein binding. Gene Ontology annotation, cellular component: extracellular matrix.